GCGCUAUUUCGUAUACUGCGUUACAAUGCAGUCGGUGUUCGCCUCACAAGUCAUAUUUUCAAAAAGUUACUAGGUGCAUUAAUCAGUCCCUUAUUUUGUCGUUGGAAUGGAGAAAGAAAGAAUAAAAAGUGUCAUCGAAUUCUUCUCUACUCCACUGGAUGAAGAAGAGCUAAUCGAUGGAGAAAGUAAACCUGAUGAACUGUACACUCUCUGUGAUGAUCCCAUGCAAGUACCCAUCAAACUCAUCGACGAACAACUAAGGUUCGUUAAUCUUGCAACAGUUCAAGACCUUUUUGUUGACAAUUCAGGAUUUCUUGUUGUUGGCGCCAUCGGUUUACAGGGUUCAGGUAAAUCAUCUGUGUUAAAUAUUUUGGCGAAUUGCAUUUCUGACGGUUGUGGAGUUUUUGAUGGUCCUUUUAAUAUUCAAACUCUCAAGGAUGUAGUAACUAACAGCCCGUGUACUGCUGGUAUUAACUUAUAUAUUACACAAGAUCGUGUAAUUCUUCUGGAUGCCCAACCUCUUCUUUCAUUUGCACUCACCAACUAUCACACUCACUUGGUUGCUACUGGUAAUAUAACAUCAUCAUCUUCGAGUACUCAUCCAGGGCUUUCAUCUCUUACAGGUCCUGGUAAUUGGAACAUGGAUAUUUGGGCUGAAAUGGCUUCUAUGCAGAUUGUCGCCUUUUUAAUAAAUGUAUGCCAUGUUGUACUUGUUGUCAGUGAUAAUUUAACUACUGCUUCAACUCAGUUACACCGGCUUAUCGAUAGAGCAAUAGGUCUAAAACCAACUGUUUUUACACCGAAUGCCAUGCCAAUCCAUGCAUUACGCGGUCGUAAACACUCUGAUAUACAGAAAAAGUCAUCAGAUAAUAAGAAUUGUACAGAUAUAAAAAAAUUGACAACUAGUGUACAAGGUUUACAAAUUUCUAAUGUAAAUAAAACUAAUCCAUCUAUUAUCAGCAAAGAUAAUAAAAGUUUAGAAGUUGAAGAUGUUGACAUUUCAUCUUUGUCUGAACAACAACAAUUUAUUGGGAAUUAUUCUACAUCAAAUAACAUUCUUGGACAAUAUCUUCAUUCUACUGAAGCUGAGUCUAAAGAUGUUUCAAAUGCAAUCAAUCGACUGAUAAAUUUAACUGAUUAUUCAGCCUCAUUAAUUCAUGUAUAUAAUCAGGCCCCAGCAGCUGCGUUUCUUGACCCGGUUGUGUGUGAAAAAUUAGAUAGAUAUAGGAAUAAAAUACUACCACUUAUGUACCCAGAGUACAGAAGGUUAGUAUCACUUGUUACUGUUGGUCCAAGAAUUUUAUCCGCUCACCUUCAGUCACGAAGUCGUGAUCAACCUACAACUGCACGUCAAAACUCUGCACAAGAUGAUACUCCUACUGAAAUAAAUCGAAACACUACUGACGUAAAGCUAACUAAAAACAGUUCCGAAAAUCGUUUAAUCCCUGACAAUUUUAUCGCGCAAAAUUAUUCAGGUUUUCUUGAUACUCAGGAAAAUUCUGUCGUACCUACUCCAUCAGGACUUUCGGAACCGUCCUCAGUUUCAUCAGACAAAGGACUUGCAUCAUCACAAAAGCCUUCGAAUAUCAGCGCAGAAACGUUGACUUCAGUAGAAGUUAAUAAUGAGUCAAAACCUAAUCCAACCCACUGUUUAACUUCAUUAAAUACAAUUCAAGAAAAAUCCAAACCUUUUUCUGGUGAAAAACUUGAUGGGUACUUUCCCUUGAAUAACAGUAACAAUAAUAGUAAUAAUUGUGUUAAAAAAUUUGGCUUAUCGGAAUCAGAGAUAGUAUCGCAGUGUUGCAAUGUUUUGCACAAUGUAGAAGAUGAACUCAAUUCUAUUUUAAAACAUACUAACUUAUCCGCUGGUGUGGACCAUCACAAGAAGAUUGUAGAGAAACGAUCAGGAAUAUUACCGGUCGAAGGUCAGCGCCCUGAUAAUGAUUUACUACAUAUACCUGGUAUUAAUGGUGAGAAGUUGAAUGCCAGUCUUGUUCAAAUGUAUCAUGAUGUACAGACUACUAGAUGUAACUUUUUCGAUGUUCAAAGGCGAUUAGAUCAACCAAGAUUAUUCUUGAUACCAGAAGUUGACGAUGAAGGUUAGUAGUUAUGUUAAUGUACUAAAAAAAUUCAUUGUCGAAAUGGAAACAUGUGCGAUGUAAAACAUAUACCUAAUUCCAAUCAAACAUUGACGUAUGGUUUUAAGCAAUCAACUUUAGACGACUGAAUGUCAUUUCGAAUGCUUCAUUUUGAGCAGCUAGGUAGUAUCAGUAGCCGUCAUACAAAUAGAACUUUAGUUUGCAUUCUAUGUUUUCUUAUGCUCAUCCUUAUGGCAUUAGUUCUUAAGCUUUAGGUUAUCCAUAAAGGUUUGCAUUAUAUGAUUAAAGAAAAUCAAUAAAAAGCAUUCAUUACUGUUAGAGAAGAUUUUUUAUAAGUUUUCUCUAGUUCGAAAUGUCAGUUAACUGAGUGUUAAAUGUUUUGCUUAGUUUAAUAAAUAACCCACGUGAUUAGACUCCAUCCUAAGUGCUUUCACUGUGUGAUUUUUUGGAAUUAAGCUUAUCUAGAUUGUUUUUUAAGAGUUUAGAUCGAAAUCUUUUUAGUUACUAUGACAAAUUUCGUUGAUAUUGCAUGUCAGAUUUCUUCUGUUUCUGAUGUAGUAUAUUCGAAAUUUUCCAUUUAACUAGAAAUACAUUUGAUAAGCACUCUUAUAUUUUCACGUUCAUCAUAAUACGGGUGGUAUGUCAAGCAAAGUGUGAUUGAUUAGCGAAUGACGAUUGACAUCUAGAUAUGGUAAAUGCAUGGGACAUUAUAAAUAUUGAAAUAUAUUUCUUACUAUUAGUCCCACUGUGUGUAGACUCCUUGUAUAUGUCCUAACAAAACUGGCCUAUAAUCUGGUUCUUAAUUGUUGGCUAGAGUUUCUUAUCUACGUGUCACCUGAUCUAGUUUUCCCAGUCUGUUAUUCAAUCUCGUGUCAUUGUAUCGUCGUAUUCCGUAUAGGAGUACAAGUUUAUUUUGCCGUCACAUUAACAUAUUAACUAGGAGGUGUAUCCCUAAUGUAUCUAAAACAAAGUCUAUUAAGCAUAUUCUGAUAUUGAGUAUUAUGAUUUUCAAUAGUUGAGAUCAUGAGUCAAUUGGAGCUAGACCACCAUGGAAAACCUGGAAGCACUGGAUGGCCGUUUUGUCUUAUUGUGAGACUCCUCAGCGGUGUGCAUCCACGACCCCUCCUUGCGGGAUCCGAACCCAGGACCUGCUGGUCGCGCUCGAGCGCUUAACCAAUAAACCACUGAGCCGGUACUCAACGGUGUCAAUGUCUAACUUCAACUAAUCCACGAAGUUGAGCGACAUAUCCACCAUUGUCAUUAGUGAGUUACUAUCUCACAACUGACCCGGUUGAACUCCACUGGUCACUGCUUCUCAAUAGAACUCCAGGAUAAACAUCUUGAAGCCAGUCACUAGUGAACAUAUGUUGAUUAUUAUCAGUAGGAGGUUUUGUAUUAUGCACUAACAGUGAGUAAUGAGAUAACUGGGUUACAAAUAUCUAUCCCUAUUCUGCGAAAUCAUUGCACCUUCUUAUAGAUUUCCAAGUUCUUAUUCAAAUUAAAUAUCAUAAAUAAUUUGUCUGCUACUCAAACGCUUGGUGCUAAUAUCCUAUCCUCUUUCUAGGUUUCUCAGAUACUCCUAGACUUGAAUCCUUUAGGGUAGAGAAAAGGGGAGAAGUCAGAAUAGAAACCUUACUUCUAGAUUAAUUUAUGUGUAGAGAACAAAUUUAUUUGUAGGUUUACGGGUAGCGUUGAUCUAUUAGGAGCUUUGGGUAAUACAUUAAAAUUAUUAGCGAAACGGGUAAUUAUGCAAUCGAAUCAUGACAUAUCCUUAGUUUUUCCGCAAAGUUUCUAUUCAAUGUUGAUUGGGCGAAAUUAUUUUAGUCCUUUUCCGGCUUCUGGGGACAUGCUCAGUCGAUUUUGGGCGACUCUUAGUAGUUUAUGGAAAAUUUUGAUACUAAACGAAGUUUAUUUGGUUUUUGUAAAUAGAAGUCUUCCACAAUCCGAAUUUCGACUACAUGCACUUCAAUCUGUUUCGGAUAAUGCUAGAAGUUUUUAAAAGAAAUAGAAUUGAUGGUAUGUUAUCCAUUAUCGAUGUAUUGGUUUAGUUUCAAAUAUCCAGCAUUAACGAAAUCAACCUAGGUUUUAUGUUGUUUAAGUUUGGCUAAAUAAGUUAUUUUAAACAUCGUACAAUUUGAGCAUGUGCAAAUUGGACUUUAAAAUUUUUAAUUUCUCCAUUUGCACACAUUCUUAGGACAUUCACCAUUAGGGUGUCCAACAUACUUAACAUCAGCCCGUAUCUUACAAGAAGCUGUUUUCUCUACACCUCGACAGCAUAUGAUGCCUAAUUUUACAGAGAAGAAAUGGAUAACAUAUGUUCAUAAAAUGUGGGAUGCUGUAAUACAUUCCCCUUUGUUCCUCGAUUAUCAUUCCGUUCGGAUGAAUCAGAUUUAAGUGUUGCUACUUUUGAAAAACUGUUUAAUACUAUAUUUUAUUACAGUAAUUUAUCUUUACAUGAAAUAUAAUUACACUUUU
Schistosoma margrebowiei is the source of this 4574-nucleotide messenger RNA. NCBI's taxonomy places the organism in Eukaryota, Metazoa, Platyhelminthes, Trematoda, Strigeidida, Schistosomatidae. The record is from the annotation of a GenBank genome assembly.